This is a messenger RNA of Lactuca sativa (garden lettuce), 709 nucleotides long. RefSeq names its product large ribosomal subunit protein eL21x/eL21w. Lineage: Eukaryota; Viridiplantae; Streptophyta; Magnoliopsida; Asterales; Asteraceae. Gene Ontology annotation, molecular function: structural constituent of ribosome. Gene Ontology annotation, cellular component: ribosome. Gene Ontology annotation, biological process: translation. The record is from RefSeq and is a predicted model, not a curated record.
GUUUUAUACUUCUCUUCACCUGUGUUUUCUCGAACUAGAAAGAAGCAAGAUGCCGGCCGGCCAUGGAUUGAGGUCAAGAACAAGGGAUUUGUUCGCAAGAGGAUUCAGGAAGAAGGGUACUAUCCAUCUAACAACUUACCUUAGAACUUAUCACGUCGGAGAUUACGUUGACAUCAAGGUUAAUGGCGCCAUUCACAAAGGUAUGCCGCAUAAGUUCUACCAUGGUCGCACCGGUCAGGUAUGGAACGUCACCAAGCGCGCUAUCGGUGUUGAAAUGAACAAACAGGUUGGUAACAGGAUCAUCAAGAAAAGGAUUCAUGUUCGUGUGGAGCAUGUGAUGCCAUCAAGAUGCACAGAAGAAUUCAAGCAAAGGGUUAAGAAGAACGAUGUACUAAAGGCUGAAGCCAAAGCUAAAGGUGUAGUGAUCAGUACAAAAAGACAACCUUUGGGACCAAAACCAGGGUUCAUGGUUGAAGGCACUACUCUAGAGACAGUGACUCCCAUUCCAUAUGAUGUUGUCAAUGAUCUCAAGGGUGGAUAUUAAGUCAGAAAUCUUGUUUCAGGUUCUUAUGUUAAAUUUUGUUUCUUUUUGUUUAUGGAAUUGGGUCUCUUGAUCUGUUUUCUGUUAAUUUUUAUGAGGAUAUUAAGAAUUGGUUCUAGGGUUCUGCUGUGUAUUCAACACGUGAAGGUUUUUUUUGUUAUCCGUUCA